AUGAUCUACCGACUCUUGUUUCUCUAUUUCUCCGUGGUUCACGCUGAGCUAGAGAUGGUUCAAGUUCUCGUCAGACACGGAGACAGAGCUCCAUCCUUCACCUUCCCUCUUGAUGAGCCGUUCGAAGUGGAGAAAUAUUUUCCUCGUGGCUAUUCUCAGCUAACACAACAAGGAUUCAAACAAGCAAAAGAGGUUGGAACCUUCUUGAGAAAUCGAUACAGCGGACUUGUGGAUGGAUUCAAUCGAAAGGAGACUUUGAUCAGAUCCAGUGAUAAGGAUCGUUGUAUUGAGACAGCGAUGGGAAUCACACUAAGUUUGUUUCCGGAUGACAUUGUUCCUGUUCACACUUUCUCUCAUUACAAACAUGAUUUGCUCUUGAAACCAAACAGUGUCUACUGCCGACGUGUCGAUGAACUGGUCAAGGAUGAUAAGAAACUAUUGAACUCGGUGGUUGAUCGUCACCACAAAGAGCUCCUCUCAUUCCUCUCCGAAAAGACCGGAUGGGAUGUCACUGGAUCAAAAAUCUCCGACGUCUUCAAUGUUCUGUACAGAAAAUAUUCCAACAAUGUUCCUCAACCAGUAUGGGUCAAUGAGGUCCUCUCAAAUGUAACCGAAUUGAAGAGACAGUAUAGAACAAUUCAGUUCGAUUCUGACGAGAAAUCUAAAAUGAGAACUGGAUAUCUUCUUGGUCAAAUCACAAAAGAUAUGAAUGAGCAGAAAGACAGUGGAAGGAGAAUGAUUGUUUAUGCCACACAUGAUGCUACAGUAACCUCCAUGAUGUAUAGUUUGGGCAUUUCGGAUCACAAAUUAAUCCCAUAUACGGCUGCUUUGAUUUUGGAAUUGCACAAUGUAAAUAAUCGAAAACAUGUAAAGAUUAUCUACCGUAAUUCUACCGUAUCCCCACCCCAAGAGAUGCGUCUUCCUGGAUGUGAUGUCCUUUGCCCAAUGGAGGCCUACCAACGUUUUGUUUCCAACCGCAUCGUAGCAAACAAAGAAGAACACGACGCCCUUUGCCAGAAUCACAUUUUCCAGAAUAUUCAAGAACCAAAGUUUGAUUCUUCUCUUCCCCAAAAUCUUCCCGAAGAAGAUAACCUCUUAUCAACAACACUUCUCACAGUUGGAUCUCUUUCUUAUUUCGAUCUCUAUGCUAGUAUGAAAAUGAAAAAUUGA
Messenger RNA from Caenorhabditis briggsae, 1170 nucleotides. Bases 1 to 1170 code for a protein of 389 amino acids. Gene Ontology annotation, biological process: dephosphorylation. The record is from RefSeq and is a predicted model, not a curated record. The transcript is spliced from 4 exons. Gene Ontology annotation, molecular function: phosphatase activity. NCBI's taxonomy places the organism in Eukaryota, Metazoa, Nematoda, Chromadorea, Rhabditida, Rhabditidae.